AACUUCUAUGACUUCUAAUCAAUUAACGGAAGAGGUCACGAAUCAGGUUUCCGAGAACAUGAGGAACUUUCUAGCAGCAGUUAAAGAUAAGCAGCUCCUGGCCUUUGAAGUAUCAGAUAUGGAAAAGGGUGGCUCAAUAAAUAAAGUGGUUGAUUGCAUUCUGUGUCUGAAAGGAUAUCAUGAGUGGAAGAAAGCAGGUGGAGUUGGGGACUGGAAAUAUGGUGGAACCGUAAAGAUCAAAUCCUCCGCGAACGAUUUAUCUCAUGCCUUAACUGGCUCUGCAAUCGAAAGACCUGCGGAUGAAACCAGGGAAGAAUUGGAAUUAUCAAAAUAUGAGCAGCUACGAGACUUUAUUCAGCUGUCCAACGAGGCCUCCGUUGAAGAAUCCAAAACAACCAAUGCUCUAACUUUCCUUUUCGAUCGCUUCGGCCUUUGGAUUCUCGAGGCUUAUCUUACAGAUUACAUGGAUGAAGAGUUUCCCUUGAAUGCAAUGGUGAUUGAUUCCUUCCUCAGCAAGGUGGUUAAUGACUUCUCGACGCUUCUAGUUUCUCAAGGAAUCAAGCUUGGACUGUUCUUGAAGAAAUUGCUGAAAGCUGAUGAUGGUCCAGUGUCUAAAUCUGAUUUCAUAGAAGCUACCUCAGAGUAUAUCGACAAAAGAAGCAACCUGCAGGCAGCAACUGAUGUCUCCAAAGCCUUAAUCUGUAUUGGCAACAAUGAGGUUAUUCUCAAUAGUGUUUCUCGCUCUCCCGGCCGUGUCGAAUUACUUUCCGAUCUUAUUCAGAGACAUAUUGAGGAUCUUAAAUUAUUUUUCGGUGAAACACGAUUAGAAGUUCGAAAGUUUCAUUCAUCUUGGGAGGCAGACAUUAAAAGAUUAGAGCAUCAUGUCAGCGAUCUCGAAGUCGCCUCGUCUUCUUACCUAAAGAUCCUACAAGAAAAUCAAAUGCUGUUCAAUGAAGUAUUAGACCUCAAAGGAAAAAUAAGGAUAUACUGUAGAGUAAGGCCCUUGUUACCGGGAGAAUCGAAAGAUCAAUCAACCAUGGACUAUAUUGGGGAAAAUGGAAGUAUCCUCAUUGUCAAUUCUUUAAGAAAAGGAAAAGAUUCAAAAAAAGUAUUCUCAUUUGACAAAGUGUUUGGACCAAGUUCUUCCCAAGAACAAGUAUACACAAACAUUCAACCAUUGAUCAGGUCCAUACUUGAUGGUUACAACGUAUGCAUCUUCGCAUACGGUCAGACUGGAUCGGGCAAGACAUACACCAUGAGCGGGUAUGACUUGAACACGAAGGAGACAUGGGGUGUGAAUUUUCGAGCUAUAUGUGACUUAUUUCAAAUAUCGAAGACAAGAGCAGAUGUCAUAGAAUACAAAGUUGGGGUCCAAAUGGUUGAAAUCUACAAUGAACAAGUGAGAGAUUUGCUAGUUAUUGAUGGCUCUACUAAAAGAUUAGACAUAUAUAACAAUACACAAUUGAAUGGCCUUACUGUCCCUGAUGCAAGUUGGGUUCCGGUUUCAAGUACUCAAGAUGUUCUUGAUCUGAUAAGGAUCGGCCAAAAGAACCGUAUUGUAGGUCCAACCGCGUUUAACGAGCGCAGCAGCCGUUCUCAUAGCAUUUUGACCGUUCACGUUCACGGAAAAGAACUGGUUUCCGGGUCGAUUUUCAAAGGUUCCCUCAAUUUGGUGGACUUGGCCGGGAGUGAGAGAGUCGAUAAAUCGAAAGUUCAAGGCGACCGGCUGAAGGAAGCUCAAUAUAUAAACAGAUCACUUUCUGCACUAGGAGAUGUCAUCUCAGCUCUUGCACAGAAGAGCACACAUAUUCCUUAUAGAAACAGCAAGCUCACACAAAUAUUGCAGAAUUCUUUAGGUGGACAUGCUAAGACUUUAAUGCUUGUACACAUAAGUCCUGAACCCGACGCCAUCGGAGAGACGAUGAGCACGUUGAAGUUUGCCGAGAGAGUUGCUUCGAUAGAACUCGGGGCAGCUAGAUCUAACAAAGAAACCGGUGACAUACUGGAAUUAAAAGAAGAGAUAACAAGCCUUAAGCUGGCAUUGGAGAAGAAAGAAGCUGAAGUAGAACAACUAAGGAGCAUUACACCAUCUCAAAAGACAAAAGUGCUUAGAUUUGGAAUAUCUCCCAAGCCUGAUGCAUAUCAACGGCUUAAUGAUGAUACUAAAAGUUCUGAGGCCAGAACUGUUUCUUCUGCAAAGCCAAGGAGGUCGAAGUUUACGUCUUCACUUACAGGGAAGGAGAUAUCGGCGAAAGUGCCAGAAGAGAGAGCGGCACGUCCCGGAAAGCCAAGGUCACCUACCGCUCCUGUGAGGAGAUAUUUGUCUGGUGCUAAAGGAGCCUUGAGUAGAAAUAAGGUGAAGUUUGAUGUAGUUGAGAACCAACCAAUGUCGAAAGCAGUGCUUCCGGCUAAAACACAUGGCACUAUAUCGCUUGCUCCGGAGCCGGAGACCGCAUCGACGGAUAACAACUCCGGGGUCCAUGCAGACCAUAAGAGUGAUGAAAGAAAAUUGAAUUCUCUGAUGCAUUCAACAGCCUCUUCUCUAGGGAAGGUCAGUCAGAACUUGAAGAAGAGCAGUUUCUUUUAGUCUG
Molecule: messenger RNA, 2591 nt
Organism: Hibiscus syriacus
Lineage: Eukaryota; Viridiplantae; Streptophyta; Magnoliopsida; Malvales; Malvaceae
Product: kinesin-like protein KIN-14F
Exons: 14
Coding region: 8-2587 (859 amino acids)
Biological process (GO): microtubule-based movement
Molecular function (GO): microtubule motor activity; ATP binding; microtubule binding
Source: RefSeq, a predicted model, not a curated record